Messenger RNA from Effrenium voratum, 879 nucleotides. The record is from the annotation of a GenBank genome assembly. NCBI's taxonomy places the organism in Eukaryota, Dinophyceae, Suessiales, Symbiodiniaceae.
AGCAAGUGCUGUGCCAUCCCUGUCACGCUUUCUUUGAAGCCUCGAAAAAGGUUCUUCCUCGUCAUGUCUGCCAAAAAGAAAGUGCUUCUCAAGGUGAUUAUCCUCGGUGACAGCGGGGUAGGCAAGACCUCCUUGAUGAACCAGUAUGUCAACAAGAAGUUUACCAAUCAGUACAAGGCAACCAUUGGGGCCGACUUUUUGACCAAAGAAGUCAUGAUUGACGACAAGCUGGUGACCAUGCAGAUUUGGGACACCGCCGGACAAGAGCGGUUCCAGUCACUGGGUGUUGCCUUCUACCGUGGCGCAGACUGCUGCGUCUUGGUGCAUGACCUGACCGUACCCAAGACCUUCGAAUCUUUGGAGGUCUGGCGCGAUGAGUUUCUCAUCCAGGCAAGUCCUCGUGAUGCUGACAAUUUUCCGUUUGUUGUGCUUGGCAACAAGGCCGACCUCGAGAGCAAGCGCAAGGUGACUGCCGCAAGAGCCACGCAGUGGUGCAAGUCGAAGAACACCAUUCCGUAUCAUGAGACGAGUGCUGCCACUGCGCAGAAUGUGGAGGCAGCCUUUCAGGAGAUUGCGCGACGAGCGUUGAAGCAGGAACACACUGAGGACCCCAUAUAUCUUCCAGAGACCCUGACCCUGAAUGCCAACCAGAACAUCUCCAACAACCGACCCAUGGGGCCGGAUUGCGCCUGCUGAGUUUGGACCAUGGCCUACAUUGGAUUCUGGAAGGUCGAGAUGGGACACAAACCGCUCAAAGAGCUCGGUGGCAUCCCUUGGAUUUUCCGGCUAGCCGCGCCUGGCGGUUGAUGGGUCUGACGCCGCGAUCAGGGCCAGGGUGGCACGGUUUGGCUCGACAUUGGGUUGACUUAGUUGCGUCCA